GGUGCGAGGGGCGCGAUGUGGCGGGCGUCGGGACGGCCGGGGGUCCCCGCGGCGCUGAGGCGGCUGCUGCUGCUGCUGCUGCUGGCCACGCGCGAGGCGGCGGCGCUCGAGCCCGUGAGCGUGGGCCUCGCCAUCGGGGCGGCGUCGGCGCUCACCGGCUACCUGUCCUACACCGACUGGUACUGCCGCUUCGCCGAGUGCUGCGACGCGGAGCGGCCUCUCGACGCCUCGGCCCUCAAGCAGGAUUUGGAGGAGAAGCUAUUUGGACAGCACCUGGCCACAGAGGUGAUCCUCAAGGCACUGACUGGCUUUAAGAACAACAAAAACCCCAAGAAACCGCUCACCCUGUCCCUGCAUGGCUGGGCCGGCACAGGCAAGAACUUCGUCAGUCAGAUCAUGGCGGACCAUUUGCACCCGCGAGGCCUGAAGAGUCACUUCGUCCACCUGUACGUGUCGACCCUGCACUUCCCCCACGAGCAGAAGAUAAAACUGUACCAGGACCAGCUGCAGAAGUGGAUCCAUGGGAACGUGAGCAAGUGCGCCAACUCAAUGUUCAUAUUUGAUGAGAUGGACAAGCUGCACCCCGGGAUCAUCGAUGCCAUCAAGCCCUUUCUUGACUAUUAUGAGCAGGUGGACGGGGUGUCAUACCGCAGGGCCAUCUUCAUCUUUCUCAGCAACGCGGGAGGGGACAUCAUUACUAGGACGGCGCUGGACUUCUGGCGGGCAGGGAGGAAGCGGGAGGAGGUCCAGCUGAAGGACCUGGAGGCCGUGCUGUCCGUGGGUGUCUUCAACAACAAGCACAGUGGCCUGUGGCACAGUGGCCUGAUAGACAGGAACCUCAUCGACUACUUCGUCCCCUUCCUGCCGCUGGAGUACAGGCAUGUGCAGAUGUGCGUGCGAGCGGAGCUACAGGCCCGUGGGGCUGUGGUGGACGAGGAGGUGGUGGCCAGGGUGGCGCAGGAAAUGACAUUCUUUCCCAAGGACGAGAAGAUCUACUCGGACAAGGGCUGCAAGACCGUGCAGUCUCGGCUGGACUUCUACUGAGCUGGCCUGGCCUCUCGGAAGCACUUUGAAGCCCUCUGGGCCCUGCACAUUUGCACCAGGGGAUGUGGGGACCUCGAGGUCCUGAGUGACUUGGGACACUAACUGUCACCUGACAGCAGGCAGCUCACCUGCGGCCACCACUUCCGCUGCUGCCUUGACCUAGUGCCUUUAAACAGCUGUGCACGUGGCCUCACGUGCCACUCCCGGGACUUUCGGGGUCCCAGGGACCCACAGAGCACCCUGUGGGGACAUCCCCUUUCUGCUGCUGCUUUGCAUGAAGAGCCUCCGCUGACUCAGUGCUUUCUGUGACAGUGGGUGCCAUCUGUGGCCGGCCCUAGGACAGGGCUGGCAGCCUUGGCCUCUGCAGAGCAGGGCAGAUGGGGCCUCAGGUCCAUGCUCCUCUCUGGCUGCGGUGACAGCUCUGGCCUGGUGUCCCCUCAUCCAUGCCCGCUCCGUCCGGCCCCCUCGCACCCCUGGUCUUCUGGUCACUCGAUACCAGGUCCCCUGGCCGAGUCCUCCCACAGCCAGAAUGGGCUUGGGAGCCCAGGCCUGUGGUGACAUGCUGCCUGUUACACUUGAAACUUGCUCCCGCUGGCUGCGUCCUGCAGAACCACUGGAGAUCUGUGAGAUGGAGCCGGGCAUGGUGGCGCAGGCCUGGGCUCCUAGUAAGUUCAAGGCUGGCUUCUGCCCACCCCAAAAGGCUCCAGUUUUCAAGGGUAUCUAUGAUACGGAAAAGUUUUAGAUAACUUAAUAGAUUGAAUAUUAAGGUAGUUGUAGAAGCAAAAUAAGUAACGUGUUCUUUUAAGAAUUGCUUUUCCUGUAACUCCUUGUUUAAGGUGAAGAUUAUCUGACUCUAACCAGUAACUUCAUUAACCUAACAAAGUUACCAGGCCAGGGUGA
Heterocephalus glaber (naked mole-rat) is the source of this 1944-nucleotide messenger RNA. RefSeq names its product torsin family 1 member B (gene Tor1b). Gene Ontology annotation, molecular function: ATP hydrolysis activity; ATP binding; kinesin binding. The record is from RefSeq and is a predicted model, not a curated record. NCBI's taxonomy places the organism in Eukaryota, Metazoa, Chordata, Mammalia, Rodentia, Bathyergidae. Gene Ontology annotation, biological process: protein localization to nucleus; nuclear membrane organization. Gene Ontology annotation, cellular component: endoplasmic reticulum lumen; endoplasmic reticulum; nuclear envelope.